Messenger RNA from Pezoporus flaviventris, 1677 nucleotides. RefSeq names its product extended synaptotagmin 1 (gene ESYT1). Lineage: Eukaryota; Metazoa; Chordata; Aves; Psittaciformes; Psittacidae. Gene Ontology annotation, molecular function: lipid binding. The record is from RefSeq and is a predicted model, not a curated record.
AUGGGCGCCAUCCGGUGCGGGCAAAGGAGCCAAUGGGAGCAGGCUGCGGUGGAGCCAAUGAACGCAAGGCGGCCCCGUCCUAUGCCGGGAGCGGAGCCAAUCGUCACCGGGCGUGGCGCAGCCAAUGGGCGCCAUCCGUGCCGGGACCGGAGCCAAUCCCCACCGGGCGUGGCGCGAGCCAAUGGGCGCCGUCCGUUUCGGCGCGCGUGCCCAAUAGCCGCGGGGCGCGCCGCAGCCAAUGGGCGCCGUCCGCCUCGGGGCACGGGGCCAAUCGGCGCUGCCGCGGGGCGCGCCGCAGCCAAUGGGCGGAGCGGGGGCGCCGCGAUGGAGGCGCGGGGCGCGGGGCGGGCGGCGCUGGGCGCGCUGGGCCGGCGGCUGCUGUGGGCGCUGCCCGCGUACGCCGCGGGGCUGCUGGGGGUCGGCGCGGCCGCGCUGCUGCUCGCGCUCGCGCUCUACGCGGGCUGGAGGCGGCGGCGGCGCGCCCGGGAGCGCGGGAUGCGCGCGGCCGCGCGCCUGCACCGGGACGAGGAGGCCGCGGUCCGCGCCGCCGCCAAGGGGCUCGGGAUCAGCAACGGGGAGCUCCCGGCCUGGGUCAGCUUCCCGGACGUGGAGAGGGCGGAAUGGCUGAACAAGGUGCUGGCGCAGGCCUGGCCGUUCUUCGGGCAGUUCAUGGAGAAGCUGCUGCUGGCGCAGGUGGCUCCGGCCAUCAGGGCCUCCAGCCCCCACCUGCAGAGCUUCACCUUCACCAGGGUGGACAUGGGCGAGAAGGUGGGGAACCCCCGGAGGGUCUGCGCUCAUCCCGGUGCCCAUAGGAAGCAAAUCCUCUUGGAUCUCAACAUCAGCUACGUGGGGGACAUCUGCAUCGACGUGGAGGUGAAGAAGUUCUUCUGCAAGGCGGGGGUCAAGGGGAUGCAGCUCCAUGGGACGCUGCGGAUCAUCCUGGAGCCGCUCCUUGGGGAUGUGCCCAUCGUGGGGGCUCUUUCCAUGUUCUUCAUCCGGCGCCCGACCUUGGACAUCAACUGGACGGGGAUGACGAACCUGCUCGACAUCCCUGGCCUCAGCUCGCUGUCGGACUCGGUGCUCAUGGACACCAUCGCCUCCUACCUGGUGCUGCCCAACCGGCUCCUGGUGCCGCUGGUGCCCGACCUGCCUGAGGCGGCCGAGCUGCGGAACCCGCUGCCGAGGGGGGCGCUGCGCGUUCACCUCCGGUGCGCGCGGGGGCUGCGCUCCAAGGACCGGUUCCUGGGGGGGCUCCUGGAGGCGCGCUCGGACCCCUACGCGGAGCUGCGCGUGGGCACGCAGGGGGCGCGCAGCCGCGUGGUGCGGAGCAGCCUGGACCCGGACUGGGACGAGCUCCACGAGUUCGUGGUGCACGAGGUGCCGGGGCAGGAGCUGGAGGUGGAGCUCUUUGACAAGGACCCGGACCAGGACGACCUCUUGGGCAGGUACCAAUGGGGCGGGGGGGGGGUGUGGGGGCGCCGGGUGGUGGAGGAUUGGUUCCCGCUGCAGGAGGGGGGGCAGGGCCGGCUCCACCUGCGCCUGGAGUGGCUCCGCCCCCUGGCGGAUGCGUCCAAAUUGGAGGAGGUUCUGGAGAGGAACCGAACGAUCCAGGGCAAACCCGACCCCCCCUCGGCCGCCAUCCUCAUGGUGUACCUGGAGCGGGCAGAGGAGCUGCCG